Molecule: messenger RNA, 1008 nt
Organism: Magnolia sinica
Lineage: Eukaryota; Viridiplantae; Streptophyta; Magnoliopsida; Magnoliales; Magnoliaceae
Product: aquaporin TIP2-1
Exons: 3
Coding region: 87-833 (248 amino acids)
Biological process (GO): water transport; transmembrane transport
Cellular component (GO): membrane
Molecular function (GO): water channel activity
Source: RefSeq, a predicted model, not a curated record
AUGUGAUAGAAGCGGCCCGUGUUUGAGUCUAUCGCCUUUGCUUAUCUGUCCGUCCAUCUCUAGGUCUUGAGAGAAGGUUGAAUCCAAUGGCCGGAAUUGCCUUUGGCCGCUUCGAUGACUCUUUCAGCAUAGGCUCAUUGAAAGCCUACCUUGCAGAGUUCAUAUCGACCUUGCUCUUUGUCUUUGCUGGAGUUGGUUCAGCUAUUGCCUACAAUAAGUUGACAUCGAGCGCUGCUCUCGAUCCAGCCGGACUUGUUGCCAUCGCCAUUUGCCAUGGGUUUGCACUCUUCGUCGCUGUAUCCGUUGGUGCCAACAUCUCUGGUGGCCAUGUUAAUCCAGCGGUCACCUUUGGAUUGGCCCUUGGUGGCCAGAUCACCAUCCUUACUGGGAUCUUGUACUGGGUUGCCCAGCUCGUUGGCUCCAUCGCUGCCUGCUUCCUCCUCAAGGCUGUUACAGGAGGCCUCGCAAUUCCCACUCACACCCUAGCUGCUGGAGUAGGAGCCGCUGAAGGAGUUGUGAUGGAGAUCAUCAUCACCUUUGCCUUGGUCUACACCGUAUAUGCGACAGCUGCCGACCCGAAGAAGGGAAGUUUGGGCACCAUCGCCCCGAUUGCUAUAGGUUUGAUCGUUGGUGCAAACAUUCUCGCUGCGGGUCCAUUCUCAGGUGGGUCCAUGAAUCCUGCCCGUUCAUUCGGACCAGCGGUGGCCAGUGGAAACUUCACAGACAAUUGGAUUUACUGGGUGGGCCCCCUCAUUGGUGGAGGCUUGGCUGGUCUCAUCUAUGGCUAUGUCUUCAUGUCCUCUGAGCAUGCUCCUCUUUCCAGCGAGUUCUAGUUCCAAUUCCACUUUCUUGGAAUAAAAGGAGUAAAACCUAUUUUAGCUUUCUUUCCUUAAUUUUUAUGUUCUUUGUAUGUGAUCUCUGCUGUGUAUUGGAUUGUAAGUAGCUUUAGAGCUUUUGUCUGAUCAAUGGUGUUUUUCUUGUGAUGUAUGAAAUGGCCCACUUUGUUUU